Danaus chrysippus (African queen) is the source of this 3855-nucleotide messenger RNA. Lineage: Eukaryota; Metazoa; Arthropoda; Insecta; Lepidoptera; Nymphalidae. The record is from the annotation of a GenBank genome assembly.
AUGUUUCAUCUGCUAACUUUAUUGCUAGUGAUUUCGGGUGUAGUUGCCGCGCUAGUUACAAAAGGCUUAGAUAAUUGUAAAAAGGAAUACAAUGGGGAAAAUGAAAUAACUGUGUGUCACGUGAGAACUCUUGAGUCCAAUGGAUCGAAUCUUGUAUUGGCUUCCUCAGAAAGUACAAAAAGUUUAUCAAUUGAGUGUAACCAAUUGUUACUCUUUGAAAGUUACAUUGAAUCGAACUAUUUUCAAAGAUUUGUGAAUUUAGAAGAAUUAACAAUACGAAACUGUAAAAUUAUUCGUAUACCGGGAAAUGCGUUUGAGGGAUUACGAAAAAUAAAAAAAAUAUCUAUUCGCUCAAAAAAUAGAGAAUGGAGCCCGAAUAAAUAUCUGGAACUUUCACUUGGCACGUUUAACGGAUUGCGGGAACUCCAAUUGCUUGAUUUGGGGAAAAAUAACUUAAAAAAUAUACCAUCAGAAAUCUUCUGCCCCUUGGAAAACUUACAAACAUUAAAUUUGACAAACAAUAGAAUGAAAAGUAUUGACCGUCUCGGAUUUGGGAAAAGCUGUGGGACUGGCUUAAGAAGUUUAGAUAUAAGCCAAAAUGAACUGAAAUCUCUUAGUGAAGAAUCAGAAAUAUCAGGACUUCGGCAUCUUCAAGAAUUGAAACUGCAACAUAAUAAUAUUUCGGAUAUUUCAGAUGAAAUAUUCAAUGGAUUAAUCUCAUUACGUAUUUUAAAUAUAUCUUAUAACAACCUGCAGUUAAUACCCGAGGGCAUAUUCGCCAACACGAAGGAGUUGAGAGAAAUAUAUCUAAAUAAUAACCAGUUAUUUGAAUUAGCUAGAGGGGUUUUUCAUCGAUUAGAACAGCUGCUUGUGUUAGAUUUAUCGAAUAAUCAGCUUUCAAGUGCACACAUUGAUGGUGGGACGUUUAUUAGUCUUAUUCGCUUAGUCAUUUUGAAUCUAUCCAAUAAUGCCUUGACAAGGAUAGAUGGUAAGACAUUUAAGGACUUAUUCUUUUUACAAAUAUUAGAUCUGAAAAACAACUCUAUAGGUUAUAUUGAAGAGAACACCUUCCUUCCUUUAUAUAAUUUGCACACUUUAAAUUUAGCCGAAAACAGAUUACAUACAAUUGAUGAGUACCUGUUUAACGGAUUAUUUGUUCUUAGUAAAUUAAAUUUAAAUAAUAAUUUACUUAUAAGUAUAGAUUCUAAAGCAUUUAAAAACUGUUCCGAUUUAAAAGAAUUAGAUUUAAGUUCUAACCAAUUAACAGAUGUCCCUAAUGCUAUAUGGGAAUUAUCUCUUUUAAAAACUCUUGAUUUAGGAGAAAACCAGAUAUCUGAUAUAAAAAAUGGAUCAUUUAAAAAUCUAGAUCAACUUACUGGCUUGAGGUUGAUUGACAACCAAAUUGGAAAUCUUAGUGUUGGUAUGUUUUGGGAUUUGCCAAAUCUUCAAGUUUUAAACCUUGCAAAAAAUAAAAUACAAUCAAUAGAAAGGAGAAGUUUUGAGCGCAACAAGCAAUUGGAAGCUAUUCGAUUAGAUGGAAAUUUUAUAUCAGAUAUAAAUGGCGUAUUUGCAACCUUGUUAAGUUUACUUUGGCUUAAUUUAUCUGAGAACCAUUUAGUUUGGUUCGAUUAUGCUUUUAUACCGAGUAAUCUGAAGUGGUUAGAUGUGCAUGGAAAUUUUAUUGAAUAUUUAGGUAACUAUUAUAAAAUUCAGGAUGAAAUUCGCAUAAAAACCUUAGACGUAAGCCAUAACCGAAUUCUUGAAAUUUCUCCGUUAGCAAUCCCUAAUAGUGUUGAAUUGUUAUUUAUAAACAAUAAUCACAUAAACAAUAUCCAAGUUAAUACAUUUAUGGAGAAACGCAAUCUUACUAGAGUUGAUAUUUACGCAAAUGAGAUAUCACAUUUAGAUAUCAACAGCCUCCGGUUAUCACCGUUCCCCUUAAACAAGUCGCUGCCGGAAUUCUAUGUUGGAGGAAAUCCGUUUGAUUGCGAUUGUUCAAUGGAAUGGUUGCCUCUAAUUAAUAAUAUGACUUCAACAAGACAAUACCCAAGAAUAAUGGAUCUCGAAAAUGUCCUUUGCAAAAUGACACAUACGAGAGGUGUUUCUCAUAUUCCUUUAAGUACUUUAAAAUCCACAGAUUUUUUGUGCACAUAUGAAACACAUUGUUUUACACUAUGUCAUUGUUGUGAUUAUGUAGCUUGUGAUUGUCAAAUGACUUGUCCUAAUAACUGUUCUUGUUACCACGACCCAACUUGGCACACAAAUGUAGUUGAUUGUUCUAGCCAAACAGUUUCUGAAAUACCCGAUAAAAUACCUAUGGACGCAACCGAGGUUUAUUUAGAUGGAAAUAACUUUAAAGAAUUGCAGAAUUAUGCGUUUAUAGGCAGAAAAAACAUGAGAUCACUUUAUGUAAAUUCAAGUGAAAUUGAAAAUAUUCAUAAUAGAACAUUCGCUGGCUUAUCUUCCCUUGUCAUAUUGAACCUGGCAAAUAAUAAGUUGAGUCAUCUUUAUGGCUACGAAUUCGAACAUUUGACACAACUGAAAGAACUGUAUUUACAAAACAAUUUCAUUAGUUAUAUUAAAAAUACAACGUUUUCGAUGCUAAUGUCUUUGAAAAUAUUGAGACUAGAUGGAAAUAGGUUAGUUGAUUUUUCCAUUUGGGAUUUAACUAUUAAUAAAAAACUGCAUAGCAUUGCAAUAGGUAAUAAUAUGUGGUCUUGUAAAUGUAGAUAUUUACAAAAAUUUACAGCUUAUAUUGCUGAAAACGUUCUUAAAAUAUCAGAUAUUUCUGACGUAUGGUGUUCAAAUGUAGGUAACAAAUAUCCUCAAAAAAAGGAAUUAAAUAUUAACGGCACCAUUUGUAGUGAUUAUUAUUCCAGUGAUUCAGGAAUAAAUAACCUAAUAAUUUAUAACUACAUUCCUAUGAUAGUAACUUCAUUUACAGGAUUUUUGCUCAUUCUACUUACCAUGCUUAUUUUAUUUCUGUUUAGAGAUACAAUUCGGUUAUGGUUUUAUACGAAUUGCGGAUUGCGAUUUUUUCCAUUCAUUGGAGCUUAUGAUGGCACAGAUAAGUUAUAUGAUGGAUAUAUAUUAUAUAGUCCCAAAGAUGAUGACUUCGUCAUACAAACAUUAGCCGGAGAGUUAGAAAAUGGAAAUCCACAAUACCACCUAUGUUUACAUUAUCGCGAUAUACCUCAACACGGUGCUGCUUAUAUGCAGUACACUUUACCACUUCCGGAAGCUGCGAAAGCCUCUAAGAGAAUUAUUCUUAUAUUAACAAGAAAUUUCCUAGAAACUGAAUGGUCUCGUUUUGAAUUCAGACAAUCUUUACAUGAUAUACUCAAAUCUCGAAUUUAUACUUUAAUUAUAAUUCAAGAAACUUCCAUUUUAACUGACGCAGAAUGUGACCCUGACUUAAGACCAUAUAUAAAAACAUGUUUGAGAAUAAAAUGGGGGCAAAAUAAAUUUUGGGAUAAAUUGAAAUACGCCAUGCCGGAUAAAAAAUACAAAUCUAAAUCAUCAAGCUACCGAAGUAAUAUAAAUUCAUUCACUAUGAGAGGCGGUAUGCAAAAUGGAACGAUGCGUUCGUUUUCUUUUACAGAAAAAAUAAAAGAACCAAGUGACGUUGUUUCUGCUACACCUGAGUAUAUGGAAAGUCGAUCGCAUCAUCCCAACUCUGCAUAUUCAACAGAUGGUAGGCCGCCAUCUGAUCAUAUUUAUUCGUCAAUAGAUUCAGAUUACUCAUCUUUAGAAUUAGGUGGGAAUAAUCCGGGUAGAAGACGCGAGUUCAGACACUGGCCUCCUCCUCCUCCUUUAAUUGAUACACAAUAUUCAGGCCAAGCUUAUCUUGUCUAG